CACGGCGACCUGGUGCGGGAGGAGCUGGCCAUGGUGCAGGGCGCGCUGGAGCUACGCACCAAGGUGGUGGAGGAUGUGCUGACACCGCUGGCCGACUGCUUCAUGCUCCGGGCCGAUGCUGUGCUGGACUUCGCCACCGUCUCUGAGAUCCUCCGAUCUGGUUACACACGCAUUCCAGUCUAUGAGGGUGACCGGCGCGACAACAUUGUCGACCUGCUCUUUGUCAAAGACCUGGCCUUUGUCGACCCUGAUGACUGCACUCCCCUGCAGACUGUCACCCGCUUCUACCGCCGCCCGCUCCACUGCGUCUUCAACGACACACGCCUCGACACGCUGCUCGAGGAGUUCAAGAAGGGGAAGUCCCACCUGGCCAUCGUGCAGCGGGUGAACAACGAAGGGGAAGGAGACCCGUUCUACGAGGUGAUGGGCAUUGUCACCCUGGAGGAUGUCAUCGAGGAGAUCAUCAAGUCCGAGAUCCUGGAUGAGACAGAUCUCUACACUGACAACCGGAAGAAGGAGCGGGUUCCCCACCGGGGACGCAAGCCCCAGGAUUUCUCCAUCUUCAGGCUCUCAGAGAGUGAGAUGAAGGUGAAGAUCUCCCCACAGCUCCUCCUGGCCACCCAUCGGUUCAUGGCAACAGAAGUGGAGCCUUUCAAGUCCCCCUACCUCUCUGAGAAGAUCCUGCUGCGGCUCCUGAAACACCCCAAUGUCAUCCAGGAGCUCAAGUUCGACCGGAAGAACAAGAAGGCAGCAGAGCAUUACCUCUACCAGCGCAACCGCCCUGUCGACUACUUCGUGCUCAUCCUGCAGGGGAAGGUGCAGGUGGAGGUCGGCAAGGAAGGACUGCGCUUUGAGAACGGGGCCUUCACCUACUAUGGUGUCCCUGCCAUCAUGGCUGUUGUCUCCUCAGAAAAUGAUGUGCGAAAAAUGGGAAGCCUGGCAGGAUCCUCCUUCCUACUGCCUGUCUCAGUGUCCCGUACUUUCGCCUUCAGCAGAGGGGACUCCCUGGCUGGCUCUCCAGUGAACAGGUCACCGUCGCGCUGCAGUGGCCUCAACCGCUCAGAGUCCCCCAACCGGGAGGACUAUGGAGGGAGCAGCACACAGCUCCACAGCAGCAGCAACAACAUCUACACGCCCGACUACUCUGUGCACAUCCUCUGCGACGUGCAGUUCGUCAAGGUGACCCGGCAGCAAUACCACAACGCGCUGGUGGCCAGCCGCAUGGACAGCUCGCCGCAGUCCCCGGACAUGGAGGCCUUCGACAGGGACUCAACCAAGGCCUCGACUGCACGGGGAACCCCACAGACACCUAAGGAGGACCCUGCCACCCUCCUGAAUGAGAGGAACAGCAUCAUGUGCAGCCGCUCGGAGGGGCUGCGCAGUCCCAGCGAGUCGGUGUUCCUGCGCAUGGAGGGCAUCCCCUUCAUCCAGGAGGAGCUGGCUGACAACGAGGAGAACAGCAAGCGGCAGAACAGUGAGUGCUGCGGGACCGUCCUGGAAGCAGAGUCCCCAGGGCGAGAGGCCGGGACCAGCUCAUCGCCGAGCAGCUCUGAGGAGGCGCUGGGCAAGAGGCUGCUGAGAUCCCUCAGUGGGCGCAAGCAGCGGACAUCGUCAGAAGGUGAGAAGUCUCCAGAGGAAAGCUCCAAUCUCGCCCCAUUGAUCACCUGAGCAGUAGCGUGGCCAGAGCACAGUGCUGGAGGCCCGUGCAGACUGGAGGUCUGCAGCAUGGGGUCUCCUGCCGAGGCUCACGUCCAACAGCAGGAGGUCUGCACUCGCUCGCUGCCUGUCCGCCCUCUCGUGCCGCCCCUCCCUGCAGGAUCUGUGCAGAGCCUCAUCCCCAGGCGAGAAAGGAUGGACCCCACAGGGCUGAACCACGCAGGCAGCCUGCACCAGCUAGCUGGAGUCCAAGGGCCCUUGCCCUUGCGAGCCGCUCCCUGGUAGCAUCUGGUGUCAAGGAAGAGGUGGAAAAAGGAAAGGUGAAAAAGUGUCUGUGACGGCAUCCCUGCAAGCAGCGCAGGGAGGGGCAGCCCAAGCCAGAACUGCCCUUUAACAUCACUUACCAUCCCCAUCCCAGCGAGGCCCGGAGCCCUGCAGUGCCGGUGCUGCAAGAUGUCGUCUCCAGCAAGAGGAGAAUGUGCUCUUUGGGAGUGCCACAGCAGCUAAGGGCCUCAGCACACAUUGGUGCCGUGCCUGGUGACACGCCCGCUUGCAGCGCCUCGCUCAUGCUGGCCAUGGACAUGGCCCAGCCCUCCCGAAGCCCUGCCAGGCCCAGGGCAAGGAGCCCCGCUCACCCCCAGUGCAGCCCCCUCGCUGGGGAGGGGGCUCUCCAUGCUGCAUUGGACCAUCCUCCUCUCCACACACGCCUGCCGCUGUGAGGGAGGCUCGCACCAAGACCUGGGGGUGGGACAGACCAGUCAGUAGUUUUUGUAGAGGCUCAACGCAACGGGAAUAUCAACAUUAAAAGUGAUUUUUCCCUGAG
Messenger RNA from Zonotrichia albicollis (white-throated sparrow), 2479 nucleotides. RefSeq names its product cyclin and CBS domain divalent metal cation transport mediator 1 (gene CNNM1). The record is from RefSeq and is a predicted model, not a curated record. Gene Ontology annotation, biological process: magnesium ion homeostasis; transport. Gene Ontology annotation, cellular component: plasma membrane. NCBI's taxonomy places the organism in Eukaryota, Metazoa, Chordata, Aves, Passeriformes, Passerellidae. Gene Ontology annotation, molecular function: transmembrane transporter activity.